Messenger RNA from Nyctereutes procyonoides (raccoon dog), 10647 nucleotides. It is a transcript of the gene PGAP1, whose product is annotated as post-GPI attachment to proteins inositol deacylase 1. Gene Ontology annotation, cellular component: endoplasmic reticulum. Gene Ontology annotation, biological process: endoplasmic reticulum to Golgi vesicle-mediated transport; GPI anchor metabolic process. The transcript has 27 exons. Gene Ontology annotation, molecular function: phosphatidylinositol deacylase activity. NCBI's taxonomy places the organism in Eukaryota, Metazoa, Chordata, Mammalia, Carnivora, Canidae. The record is from RefSeq and is a predicted model, not a curated record. The coding region runs from base 68 to 2836 and encodes 922 amino acids.
UGCGCCGGGCUUCGCUGGGCGGGCGCGGGCGGGACCGGGGCCCCGCGGCGGCGGCGGCGGCGGCAGGAUGCUCCUUCCCUCGGUCAGUGUCUGGAACCUGGCGUUUUAUGCCCUUAUGAUGUGCCUGGCGAGCCUGGGGCUGUGGGACGUCUUCUUCGGCUUCGAGGAGAACAAGUGCAGCAUGAGCUACAUGUUCGAGUACCCGGAGUAUCAGAAAAUAGAACUUCCAAAGAAACUGGCAAAACGCUAUCCUGCAUAUGAAUUAUAUCUUUAUGGAGAAGGAUCCUAUGCUGAAGAACACAAAAUUCUCCCUUUGACAGGUAUUCCAGUUCUCUUUCUUCCUGGUAAUGCUGGAAGUUAUAAGCAAGUUCGUUCUCUUGGUUCUAUUGCACUUAGAAAAGCAGAAGACAUUGACUUCAAGUACCACUUUGACUUCUUUAGUGUGAAUUUCAAUGAAGAACUGGUGGCACUGUAUGGUGGAAGUCUUCAGAAACAAACCAAGUUUGUACAUGAAUGCAUUAAAACAAUUCUCAAACUCUAUAAGGGUCAAGAAUUUGCUCCAAAAAGUGUGGCAAUAAUUGGUCAUUCUAUGGGUGGUCUUGUUGCAAGAGCAUUGCUUACACUGAAAAAUUUUAAACAAGAUCUGAUAAAUCUUCUUAUUACACAAGCCACCCCUCAUGUUGCUCCUGUGAUGCCAUUAGACCGUUUCAUAACAGAUUUUUAUAUGACUGUAAACAACUAUUGGAUUCUGAAUGCUAGACACAUUAAUUUUACCACGCUUUCUGUAGCUGGAGGAUUCCGGGAUUACCAAGUUCGUUCAGGACUGACUUUUCUACCAAAAUUAAGCCAUCAUACCAGUGCCUUAUCCAUUGUGAGUUCAGCAGUGCCUAAGACGUGGGUCUCAACAGACCACCUCUCCAUUGUGUGGUGUAAACAAUUACAGUUGACUACAAUUCGAGCAUUCUUUGAUCUUAUUGAUGCUGAUACUAAACAAAUAACUCAAAAUCCCAAGAAGAAAUUGUCAGUUUUAAAUCACCACUUUAUAAGACAUCCAGCAAAACACUUUGAGGAAAAUCCAGCAAUAAUUUCUGACUUAACAGGGACAUCUAUGUGGGUUCCAGUAAAAGUAUCCAAAUGGACCUAUGUGGCUUACAAUGAAUCUGAUAAGAUAUAUUUUACAUUUCCUCUUGCAAAUCAUCGAAAAAUCUACACUCAUGUCUAUUGUCAGAGCACCAUGCUGGAUACAAAUAGUUGGAUUUUUGGCUGCAUAAACAGCACUUCUAUGUGCCGGCAAGGAGUUGAUUUAUCAUGGAAAGCUGAACUGCUGCCAACAAUUAAGUCUCUGACGUUAAGACUUCAAGAUUAUCCAUCUUUGUCUCAUCUUGUUGUUUAUGUGCCAUCUAUUCAUGGAAGUAAGUUUGUUAUAGAUUGUGAAUUCUUUAAAAAAGAGACGAGAUCCAUUCAGCUUCCUGUAACGCAUCUUUUUUCCUUUGGACUGUCUUCAAGCAAAGUGAUAUUAAAUACAAGUGGUCUGUUUUAUAAUAUAGAACUCCUAAACUUUGGACAGAUAUACCAGGCUUUUAAAAUCAACGUAGUAAGCAAGUGCUCAGGAGUCAAAGAAGAAAUAACUAGUAUCUAUAAACUUCAUAUUCCUUGGUCUUAUGAAGAUUCACUAACUAUUGCACAGGUACCAUCUUCCACAGAAAUUUCUCUGAAACUCCAUAUUGCUCAACCAGAAAAUGACAGCCAUGUAGCAUUAUUAAAAAUGUAUACAUCUUCAGAUUGUCAGUAUGAAGUGACAGUUAAGACUUCCUUUUCACAAAUACUUGGACAGGUAGUUAGAUUUCAUGGUGGAGCUCUUCCUGCUUAUGUUACAUCUAGUAUCCUUCUUGCUUAUGGGGGGCAGUUAUACUCUCUUUUCUCAACAGGUCAUUGCUUAGAAUAUACUAUUAUGUUGGAUAAAGAAGCCAAACCCUACAAAGUUGAUCCUUUUGUAAUUAUGAUUAAGUUUCUCUUGGGAUAUAAAUGGUUUAAGGAGUUAUGGGAUGUGUUAAUGUUACCAGAAUUAGAUGCCAUCGUUUUAACUAGUCAGAGCAUGUGUUUCCCCCUUGUAUCCUUGAUUCUCUUUCUGUUUGGAACAUGUACUGCCUACUGGGGUGGCCUGCUUUCUUCUACAUCCGUGAGACUCCUAUCUUCAUUGUGGCUAGCUUUGAAAAGGCCCUCUGAACUUCCUAAAGAUAUCAAGAUGAUAUCAGCAGAUUUGCCCUUUUUGACAGUUGUUUUGAUCAUAGUUAGUUGGACAACUUGUGGAGCAUUUGCCAUACUUCUUACUUAUCUUUAUUAUGUGUUUAAGAUUGUUCAUCUGCAAGCCAGCCUAACAACUUACAAAAAUAGCCAGACUGUGAAUCCCAAACACUCUAGAAGAAGUGAAAAAAAAUCAAAUCACCAUAAAGACUCUACAAUACACCACCUUCGUUUAUCUGCCAAUGAUGCUGAAGAUAGUCUUCACAUGCACAAUACUGUGAUUAACUUAUUAACAUGGAUUGUAUUACUCAGCAUGCCAUCUUUAAUUUAUUGGUUAAAAAAUCUCAGGUAUUACUUUAAACUUAAUCCUGAUCCAUGUAAACCUUUGUCAUUUAUCCUUAUUCCAACUAUGGCAAUUCUUGGAAAUACUCAUACUGUUUCAAUAAAAUCCAGUAAAUUGUUGAAGACUACUUCACAAUUUCCACUUCCUCUGGCUGUUGGUGUAAUUGCUUUUGGGUCAACACACUUAUACAGGGUUCCGUGCUUUGUUUUCAUUCCUCUUUUACUCCAUGCAUUGUGCAACUUUAUGUAAGAUUGGAUUUAAGGAAUGAUAAAAAUAAUUUAUACCUUUAGGGGGUCAGUAAUAAGAAGGAAUGCACAGAUUCAUCAGUGUGGACAGCAGGAUCCUUUGGAGAAGACCAGUCUAUUUUUACAAUAUUGAAAAUAGGAAAUUAGUUUUAUAAUGCUUGAGAAAGUAGUUUGAAGCAUGAUUUCGUUUUGUGGUAUGGCAACUGCGUACUAGUCAUUUUUGAAAAAUUGGUAAAAACGUAUGGUGGCCAGUUUUUGAGGACUUCUGCUUAUCAGCUGUUCUGCUUGAUUGGCCAUACUGAAGAUCUUCUAAAUACUCAGUAAAUGUAGCAUUGCUUGUAAUCUCAACUCAAGCAUUCUGCUCAUUUCAUCAAACUUUCCUGAAAAGUCGGUUACUUUGUAUUUGCUACAGCAUGCAUAUUAAGAAAUCAGUCUUAAAAGAUGAAUGAAAAAGAUGAAAUUCACAACUGUUUGAUUUCUCAAAAAUGAAAUAAUUUCAAAGUGUCUUUGGUCAGUUUUUGGCAGCCACAGUGAACAAGGCAUUUUUUAAACAAAGAUUAAAAUGCAACUUUUAAUUUUAAGGAGACAUGUUUUCUUGAUAAGAUUGAAAAAUAUAAUUUAAACUCAAAACUUGAUGAAAUUUUCUCUCUCCUUUUCAAAUUCAGAUCUUAUUUUGUAUUCUUGGUGAAUAUCAGGAGACUAUUAAAGAAAUCUUUGUUAAAUUUAAAGAAAAUUGUCCCAGGUAUUUGCUUACUGGCAUUGGAGUAGUACAGUUGUUCAGUAUAGACCAUUUUAUUUAAUUCAUUGACCCAUGGUUGCCAAAAGUGCCUAAUAUCAUGAUGGAUUGUUAAAAUAACAAGAUUCCAGUGGUCAGAAAAAAACUCUAGGUUUGCACAAUUUUUGUCUACCAUAGGAAAAAAUCAGCAUAACCAAGCGGUGUACCACAUUUGAUAUGUAAAAUUAUACUAUUAAUGGAAUAACCAGCUGUUGCCCAUUAAUAGCAUAAGUAUAAACAGUAUACGUAAAUAAAUUGGCAGUUUUAGCCAUGAGUUUAACAAUGGCAUCUUAAUUUGCCAAGGUGAUUACCUUGGUUUGACAGAAAAGACAGUAAUACUUCUAUUUCAUUUCAGACUUCAGCUCACUUUUAGCUACAAAAGAGCAGGUAAUGGCGCUAAGCAUCUUUGCCUUAAGGUAGAAUAAACUCAGGCAGAAGUAUACUUGGCUCAUAGAGCCCUUCGGAACUUUGGAUGUGUAUGCUCUAAAGACCCAAACCUUUUAAGUAAAGCCCUUAAAUCCCGGUAAUACUUGUGGACUUUUGUCCUCGUUAGUACCCAGGAAUGUCCUAGAGUACCAGAUUCAUUUUAUCACCAUUGCCUCUGGAUUCCAUUACGGCCUCUCAGCUGUUAACUGCCUGUAGAGGAUUACCCCCACUUCAUUGCCUGUAGAGAGUUACCUCACUUCUCUUCUCAGUUAUUCCUCAGGUCCUUGCUGCUCUGGCAUCAGUCGAAGAGGGUGUCUGUACUGUCUGUGAGGGUUAUCAGUUUGAUUUCAUUGUUUUCUCUUCCAACCUCAUUCCUACUGUUCAGUAUUUAUAUUUUCACUUAUGGAGAUCAUUAAAGGGAAGUGAUAACCUCAGAGUAGACAUGGCUGGCAUUUCAGGCUCUUGUUUGUUUGAGAGAGGCAGCAAAAGGAUAAAAUACAGAAUGCUUGUGUGUUCAGUACCUAAAAGGAAAAGGAGUUUAUUAUACACUUGUCCCAUGGCAAACCACAUGUAUAUUUAAAUAAGGACACGUCUGCUUAUGUUUACCUAUUCAUACACUCAUAAGUAAGUUUAUAUACAUUGUAUUUUUGUUUUUUCACUGAUACUAUAUUUUAAGUUACAAGUUAAAUAUGACAUGACUAUUUCUGAAUUUAAACACAUUUAUAUAAAGAACUUUAGAAAAUUCAUUAGUUUGUAUCUUCUAUUGACAGCCACAAUCAUUGUGUCAUCUAGAGUCUCCUUGUUCAGUCAGUACUGCUCAUGAAUAAAGUGUAACCAGCUUAAAUUUCUCAUUUGUGAGAGUCGGAGAUUAGCUUUUUAAAGCAGCAGACUGGGCACACUAAUUCUCACUAAAUUUUCACGUGAGUGUAGUUAUCAAGUCUUAUUCCAACAAAAUAUUUCAUUUUAGGACUAUAAAAAGGAUUCUAAUUAAACAUUUUAUAGGGGACACCUGGGUGGCUCAGCGGUUGAGUGCCAGCCUUCGGCCCAGAGUGUGAUCCUGGAGACCCAGGAUAGAGUCCCACAUUGGGCUCCCUGCAUGCUUCUCCCUCUGCCUGUGUCUCUGCCUCUCUCUCUCUCUCUCUCUCUGUCUCUCUCUGUCUCUCUCUGUGUGUCUCUCAUGAAUAAAUAAAUAAAAUCUCUUUUAAAAAUUAUAUAAACAACAAUAGGUUGAGUCUUUAGCCAUCUCUCUCUCUCUCUCUCUCUCUCUCUCUCUCUCUCUCUCUCUCACACACACACACACACACACACACACACACACACACACACACACUUUGACAGGGUCUUUAUCAAAUCCUGACACACUUUAAGCCCAAAUAACUACCAGAGAUGUAAAGGUAGACGCUGUCUGAAGCGUCUGUAAUCUGAAAGAUUACAGAAAUUGAUGUUUCUGUCACUGGAGGAAAAGAAAAUUCUUUUGUCUUUAAAUUAUACAUCGUUUCUACCAUGCUUACAACCUAUAUUGUUAGCUGGUAAAACACAACAGCUUUAUUAGCAAUGUUACUAAAAAUGAAAUUGUUUAUUGCCAGUUACAGGUUAUCCAGUUCAGCCAACUUCUGAGCUCUAGAGCCAUAAUAUUUUUUUUAUUUAGAAUUUGAAUUUCAAGUAAGUUUUGUGCUUCUAAAAAUUACUCUUGGACCCUAUUAUUGAUAACUGGAUCAAACAUACAGAUCAAACAAGGAAAUUACUGAGUACGUUUAGUGUUUCUAAAGCCUCAGGUAUUAUUAGCAUUAUAAUUAGGAACUGAUACUAUGAUAGAAAACAUUAACCUCUUUUUUCUGGAUCUUUUUCAUGCCAGAAAUUGAACAAGUUCUGCUAAUUCUUUUCUUGGUUGUCACCAGAAUGAAAAUAUUUAAAAGAGUGUUCACAAAAAGCCAUUCUUGCUUGGUUCACAUUGAUUUUGAGUUUCUUCAAUAUAUAUUGAUCAUAAAAAAUAUAUAUAUAUAUAUAUUGAUCAUGUAUUGAUUAAUCUUUAAUUUUUUUCAUAUUUUGGUCAGAUAAAUUCAAUGUAUAUAAUGGGAUACCCUUUUGGUUGAACUAUACUAUGAUAUCUACAUGAUUAUAUAGUAAAGAAAAAUAGGCAUAGUAAGUAUUUGCAUUUGGUACACUCAUGCAGAUGGUACACAUUUCCACCACACACACACACACACACACACAUUUAAAUGAGGCAGAUUAUCUGAUUUGCUUAUUAUCUAGUUCUACACUUUUCUUAAUGCUUCAGACUCGUUAUUCAUAGCGUUGUAUAUUUAUUUUACCUUGCUGCUCAUUAGCACCUCUUACACAGUGGCCAGGGGAAAUAGAAGGAGGUAAGACUCAAUUUUCAGUUCUUGAAAGCUAUAAGGAAAAUGGGAGAAACACUAAGAUUAUGGGAUAAACUAGAACUGUUGAUCCUGAAUCCCCAGAUAGUUCAAAUGACCUGUAUUUUCAUUUUAGGCAUUAGGUCUAAAUUUGUGUAAUGUCUUUAUUAGGAGGUUUAGUGUAAAACUUUACAGUACUGAAUUUGCAAAUUUAGUAACCUGUUACUAAAAAUCAGAUGGGAAAUUUUUAAAUGUGUUGUGACUUUAUGACUUAGGCAUCACUUGGUUAUUUUUUCAUCAUCACUUUUUGUUUUCUCAGUUUUACAUCAUAGGAAACUAGAUACCUUAUGAGGCUUUUCAGGAGGAAGUCAAUUUGGAGAGCAUGGCGCACUCCAAGGAAGUAUUAAAAGUAUCUUUGUAUUAUGCGGGGAGCCUGGCUGGCUCAGUUGGUGGAGCAUGUGACUCUUGGUCUCAGGAUUGUGAAUUCAAGCCCUAUAUUGGGUAUGGAAAUUCCUUAAACUCUUUAAAAAAAAAAAAAAGAAAAAGUAUCUUUGCAUUAUGAAAUUAGACCCUGACAGAAAGCCUCCUUGCCACACAAGUAGAAGAUACUUUUACAAAAAAAUGGUUAAGAGCUGAAAUUUUAUCUCACUCUUUUUGAACAGAGGACAGCAUUUCAAAUUAAUGAACUUUUAUUUAUAAAUAUGACUCAUGCAUUCUUUCACAGUAUGUUUCAACAGUCUGAGGAGAUAGGAAGUCUGUGAGACUCCUUGUGUUCUUUACUUUUAAUAAGCAUAGGAAAGAAGAGAUCAGUAAUCCAAAUCCGAGAGUAUGUGUACUGUAAAUGUUUAAGAACUCACAUUUUUGUGAUAUAUUAUGAAUAUAGAAGACUGAAUUUUGUAAAUUAACAGUUUUAAGAACAGAAUAAAGUUUGGAAAUAGUGAGAAUAGACUUAUUUCAUUAAUAGUAUAAAUAUAACAGUACACCUGAGUCAAUAAUACACGUCUUUCAAAAGUUAAAUGAUACCCUAAGCUACAUGUUGAUUACGUUGUCUAUGGUUGAAAUUUUUAAAUCCAAUACAAGACUUUCUAAAAGUGUUUGGCAUGUUUUGCUGCCAAAAAUGACUAUAGUUUGAAAUGCCAAGUAACCAAUUUCUGAUGACUUUGUUAUAGGACUUGAUAUAUAUAUGAGUCAGAAUUAUUCUGUGCUGAUUCUGUACAUUGUAACUUUGAACACUUGUGAAAAACUGUAUUUGUUGAUAUAUUUUGGGUAGUGUAAAUUUGUUUGCAUAUUUGAAUUUUAAACUUAAGGAAGGCUGAAAAGUAGUCAUUUUUGUAAAGCUCGUAUGCUAUUUUCAAUGUUAUUUUUGCUUUUAGUAUUUGUAUUCUAGUAAUGUUAUUAGUGAAAGAUUUAUAGACAAAGCAUAGAACCAUUAACUGUUCAUAAGCCUAAAUUAUAGGCAUAUUUUAAAUUUCAUGUUGCACUUGUUUUGUUUUGUAUUGGAUUUUUUACAUCCCUUUUACAAGAAAAAACACAUUUGAAUUUUUUAGCAUAAAACUCUACACUGCAAAAUAUAACUAUAUUCAUAUGGUUAGCAAAAUAUGCUUUGCCACCAAAGCUAAAUGAAACUGUAAAAUACCUCUAGAUAUUUGUGCCAAUGAAUUUUUCUUAACAUAAUGGGAUUAAAGCAAAAUAAUAUUUUCAGUAUUUUUCAUCUAGGACUUAUUAAAUAUAUAAAUCACUAAAACUUAUAUUCCAUACCCUGAAUUUUUCUUUGAAUAUAUAUAAUAUGCCAUAAUAUAUUUUGUCUGAUUUCUGGAAUAAUGUUCUCUGAUUUUGGAAGGUUUAAGAGUUAAUUUAUCCAAUAAGGAUCUUUUUUAUUGAUUGAAGUAAUCUUGCUUCAUUCAUCACAGAUUCAUUCUGUUUUGUAAAACUAAAUUUUUUGCACAGAUUAUUUUUAGUACAGGUGUCUCUCAUUUAUGUAAUAGAGAUUUUACUGUGGAAUUUAUUUUCUAUGUAUUUCUCUUCAGAUCACAUGUCACAAAGGGGAAAAUUAUCUAACAUAUCCUACAUAGUACAGUGAAAUAAACAUAUUUAAAUGCAUAUUUUAGCAGAAAAUAUAAACAGUGGUGUUAAUGCUGCAGUGUUAACAUUGAUGCAUGGUGGUGUACACAUGAGAGAAAAACAGAAAAAUGAUGGACUCACAAACAUAUUUAUUCUGAUUUAAAUUCUUUAACUUCUCCCCCAUAGAAAUUCUCAAAGGAGUUUCAGUCCCUCGCAUUAUGCAUUUUUUCCCAUCGUUUUAAUGUCACUUAUUGUUUCUCUGUCCAGCAAUGUUGAUGCGGUUUGCAAAAGUAGCCUUGGAAGUGAAGAGGCAAGAGAAAACCAAAUUUGACCUUGAUUAGUGACAGUUUAUCCAGGUAACUGGUAGUGACUGGAUAUUAAUAAAAAGAUGAUUACAAAACUUAAAAUUCAGUUAACAUUGUUUUUUUGGAAUGAGGUUUUCCUGGUGUUAAAUAAUUUUAUCCCAAGUAAGAGAUACCUGUAUUUUAAUACAACCAUGCUAUCUACAUAAUCAAAUACACCUUUGUUGGAAUGUUAGUAGAAAUAAUCUCCCCCUCCAGAUAAGAAUCUCCCAAUUUUUAGUGUAUGUGAUCCAGGAAAUUGUAUUGUGUGCUUACAUUUUUGAAAAUAUAAAAAUGACUGACUUUAGAUAUAUUAUUUUGAAGUGAUUGUAUUAGUUUCUUAAACUUACAACUAACUAAAUGUAGCAACAUACCCAUGAAAAACCAGACCAAAAUUGAACGCAUAUUAUCACUGUGACCUUGAGCUUAGAGUCGUAUAGGAUAAAACAGACUGUGCCUUAAAAUGAAGGAAUGCCCUACAAUUUUAUAACUGUAUAUUUUAUUAUGGGUGGUCUUCUUAGAUUGGCCCCCCCCUUUUUUUUCCUUAAAGUUGGUGAAGUAAAAAUUUUAAAGUUGACCAGUAUUUCUUUGCUCUAGAGGCUUCCCUUAAUUUCCAGAGUUCUCAUUUUGAAUUAAAAUUUACUUACACUUCAUAGAUGUAGAAAAGUAAUUUUGGCUAAAGUUUAUGAAAAUAAAUUUAUUUUAGGAAAAGGUGGUGGCACUUCUGUUUUGCACUUGUCUACAUGUGGAAAAAUCUUCAAAUAUAAUUUUUUUGUCUUUUUAAUAAGUAAACGAUCAAAGACAUGAAUUCUUCCUUAAGACCUAUACUUACUUUUCCUGAGAUUAUUGAGGCUCAUAUUUGAAUAUCACACUUAGUUUACCCAAUAACGAAUUUUCGGUUCUUAAAUGCAGACUCAUGCAGUAUAUUUUUAAACAUAAUUUCCCCCUUUUCUCUUUUUCCUUGCUAAUUAUUUUUAAGGUAUCAACUGGUUCCAACUGUUAGUUUUUUUAAUGUAAAGAGUUGUAUUUUUACUGUGCUUAUUUUAAAAUAAUAUAAUUUCUAUUAGGACAAAUUAUUCCAUUCAUAGGACAUAAUGGCCUCUGCUAAAAAAUGCCCACAUCUCUGUGUACUUAGGAUUUGUUGUAUAUUUUUCAGUGUCAAUUUUGAACAUAAACUCAACACAUUUCUUCUUCCCAUUUCACCUCUACUGCCUCUCCUCAAAGACAAAAAUCUCAGUUUCUCUACAAAUCAGUAGAAAGAAAACAUGUCUUUCCUUAAAACAUGUUAAGUUUAAGAUGGAAAUAGUUUGGGCAAGGAAAUGUAAUAAAAUACAUGGCUGUCAACCUGCAUCCAUCUUUAUGUUAUAGUUAAAAGUUUAUAAAGGACAAACUACAUGUUACGCUAAUACCCAGUAAUCCUUUAUUUGCAAAUUGAUAACUUUGUUCUCAUCCAGAAAACACAGUGCAUAGUAACAAUAAGUGCAAAGAAGGUUGUCCUGUAGUAUAUACAGAAAAAUGAUUUUCACCUUGCAGAUUUUUCCAUUUAAAUAUGCAUGAUCUUCUCCAGUACUUUGUAUAAGGUGUAUGAAACACACGUGUGAUUUUGUGUGUAUUUUUUAUAUAAGUACGACAGUACGUUUAACUGGUUGUAAUUCACAAAAAGUGCUAUUUAUUAUACUCUGUAAAGUGUCGUAUGUGUUUUUAUCUGUGUUUCAGCGUUAUGGUGUGGGGUUUCAUAGGUGAAUAUUUGCCUUCAGUCUUCGCUCAGGUAUUAAUGUGUAGCAAUUUUUGGUGCUUUCUUUUUAAUCUGUUGUAAUCUGGUGUUCUGAAUGUUCAACAAUAAAUUUUGUGAACAAGA